GAUCCUUCAAGUAAUGAUGAGCCUUUAUCUACAUCUACAACAAUUGAUGUAUUCAAUGAAAUCUCUUUAGUUCUAGAUGAACGUUAUCCAACCUUAAAAAGUUGUCUCUUUUCAUCUUCUUAUCUAUUAAUUAAUAUUUGGUUCACUUUGGGUUUAUUUCGUUUCUCUUUUUAUUUAAAUCAUUUUGUUAAACAUAUCAGUAGUAUGUUUAACAAUAAUGAAAUAAUGAAAAUUCAUUUAUUAACAGCAUCAUCUGGUUUCUUUAUGUGUGGUUUCUUUAUAGCUCCGUUAACUGGUACUAUAAUUGAUUAUUUUUUAAGAAAUUCCCGUAAAAAAAUUCAGAUUAUCCUAAUUCAUCAUCAAAAUAAUAAUAAUCAAGUUGAUUAUUCUACUAGUAAUAUGAUUUAUUAUACUCUAGUCAAUGGAUUGGUACCAUCAUUAAGUUUAAUGGCAAUAUUUGCUAUACUAUUAAGUAUAAUGAUGUUUAUUCCACAUUAUAUAGCAUGUUAUGCUGGUUUCUUAUUUCUUGUUGUUAUACGAUCAUUAUUGUUUAGUUCAUUUAUUAGUUUUCUAUUAUCUGUUUUCCCUAUACGAUAUUUUGGUACAUUGAAUGGUAUCUCUAGUACUAUAGCUGGACUAUUCAGUUUAAUUCAAUAUGCAUUUUUAACUACAUCACCAUUUAUGGAUAAUAUUAUCACAUUGGCUAUAUCAUUGAGUAUAUCCAUUACACCGAUCAUAUUCUUCAUUCAAUAUAAGAAAGAGAAGUAA
Messenger RNA from Heterobilharzia americana, 768 nucleotides. The record is from the annotation of a GenBank genome assembly. Lineage: Eukaryota; Metazoa; Platyhelminthes; Trematoda; Strigeidida; Schistosomatidae.